GCCGUCAUGUCGGCUGCGAUAGCAGCUCUGGCAGCUUCUUAUGGUUCGGGUUCAGGGUCCGAAUCGGACUCGGACAGUGAGGGCGGACGAUGUCCGCUGCCAGCUGCCGACUCCCUCAUGCACUUGACUAAAUCGCCUUCGUCCAAGCCCUCUUUGGCAGUGGCAGUGGACUCGGCUCCGGAGGUGGCAGUUAAGGAAGAUUUGGAGACUGGAGUUCACCUUGAUCCUGCUGUCAGAGAAGUUCAGUAUAAUCCUACCUAUGAGACCAUGUUUGCUCCUGAGUUUGGACCAGAAAAUCCCUUUAGAACGCAGCAGAUGGCUGCCCCUAGAAAUAUGCUUUCUGGAUAUGCUGAGCCAGCUCAUAUCAAUGAUUUUAUGUUUGAACAGCAAAGGAGAACUUUUGCCACAUACGGUUAUGCAUUGGACCCUUCAUUAGAUAAUCAUCAAGUGGCUACUAAAUAUAUUGGUUCUGUAGAAGAAGCUGAAAAAAAUCAAGGUUUAACUGUGUUUGAAACUGGUCAGAGGAAAACAGAAAAGAGGAAAAAGUUCAAAGAAAAUGAUGCAUCUAAUAUUGAUGGUUUCUUGGGACCAUGGGCAAAAUAUGUGGAUGAGAAAGAUGUAGCCAAACCUUCAGAAGAAGAACAGAAAGAAUUGGAUGAAAUCACGGCAAAGAGGCAGAAGAAAGGCAAGCAGGAAGAUGAGAAACCUGGAGAGGAAAAGACAAUCUUACAUGUCAAAGAAAUGUAUGACUAUCAAGGCAGGUCCUAUCUUCACAUACCUCAGGAUGUUGGUGUCAAUCUGAGGUCAUCUGUGCCACCUGAGAAGUGUUAUCUUCCGAAAAAACAAAUUCAUGUGUGGUCUGGACACACAAAGGGCGUCAGUGCAGUCAGAUUGUUUCCUCUCUCCGGCCAUUUAUUGCUGUCUUGUUCUAUGGACUGUAAAAUUAAGCUAUGGGAGGUUUAUGGAGACCGGCGCUGUCUGCGAACAUUUAUUGGUCACGGUAAAGCUGUUAGGGACAUCUGCUUCAAUACUGCAGGAACACAGUUCCUCAGUGCAGCCUAUGACAGGUAUCUGAAACUCUGGGACACUGAGACAGGACAGUGUGUAUCAAGAUUUACAAACCGAAAAGUACCCUACUGUGUAAAAUUUAAUCCUGAUGAAGAUAAGCAAAAUCUCUUUGUGGCUGGGAUGUCUGAUAAAAAGAUUGUGCAAUGGAGAAGAAUUGUGCAGGAAUAUGAUCGGCAUUUGGGAGCUGUCAACACCAGUUUUGUUGAUGAGAAUAGGAGAUUUGUAAGCACAUCUGAUGAUAAAAGCCUAAGAGUUUGGGCAUGGGAUAUCCCUGUGGAUUUCAAGUACAUAGCAGAACCCAGUAUGCACUCAAUGCCUGCAGUGACUUUGUCUCCAAAUGGGAAAUGGCUAGCAUGCCAAUCAAUGGACAACCAAAUCUUAAUUUUUGGAGCACAGAACAGAUUUAGAUUAAAUAAGAAAAAAAUUUUUAAAGGUCAUAUGGGAGGAUAUGCUUGUCAGGUGGACUUUUCACCAGACAUGAGCUACGUGAUUUCAGGAGAUGGAAAUGGAAAAUUAAACAUUUGGGACUGGAAGACCACAAAACUCUAUAGUCGAUUUAAAGCUCAUGACAAAGUGUGUAUAGGUGCAGUAUGGCAUCCCCAUGAAACAUCUAAGGUCAUAACAUGUGGCUGGGAUGGUCUCAUUAAUUGUGGGAUUAAUGAAUUAAUCCUGAAACUAUCUAGGAUCAUUUUUGAUCUGGUGUCAUAUUUAACUGUAUUUAAUUAUUAAAUGUGUUGGGUGACAACUUGAUUUACAGAUAAUGUUUUCCUGACAUGGCUUUAUGAAGUUGACUCCUUGUUUUAAAAAAAUUAACUUUGUAAAUUUGAUGCAUAUAAUUUCAUUGGCAACUUCAUUGUAUUCUUUAUAGAUACCAUUUAUACAGGGAAUUACCAUUGACUAUUUGACAAUAAAUAGUUAUUAUUGGUGGGCAGUUUGAAUACCCUCAUGACUAUACCGAAAGGAAGGAUCCCUAAUGGAGUUAGUGUUCUAGAAGAGGUAAUGUAAUUGAUGAACAGUAAGUCAGAAAGGUACCAUAUACUUAACCUCUUCAACAACAACAACAAAAAGGGCAGUAUAGAAGAGUGAUGAUGUAAUUUAACAUAAAUCUGAAAGAAGGAUAAAGCCACCCAGAAUUGUGUUCCCAUUAUUUCUUUGCAGUGGGUCAAGUUCUAAUCUUUUGGCUUCGUGAGUUCCACCAUUUUCUAUGGCAUGUGUUAUAUAUUUUAGUUGUAUAUCAGCAGUCUUCUUUGCAGCAUUCCUCUAAUUAUUAAACAAUUUAAAAUAAAAUUCAGAGUUUUUUCCGUGACUCUCUUCCUGAUAGACAGACUAUAUACAUUUAAUCAGAGAAUUGCAUUAUUUCAGAAGAUAAAUCUCAAGAGAAUGAGCCAAGACUUUGAAUUUUACUUGUUUCCGCUGUCAUUAAGGACCUGGCUACACUUUGAGAAAUCAAGAUCGCCUAGUUUGUUGCUUCACUGGUGUUACUGCUGAAAUACCCCUCUAAGGGGAAGGAUAUGAGAGCAUAGGGCAUGGGAUCUAAGCUAGGAUAUGAGGACAUAGUCCAAAAUGUCAGUUUUGUCACUGCCUUGAAGUCAUAUGUUUCAUCUUUAAAACAAUUCUGAUUUUGCUGGUGAAUAUAUACAACAGAACCUUUUAAGAUAGGAAAAAUUUUAAACUUCUUUCCAAAUUUUUGAAAAAAAAUGGCACUCCAGGAAGAUGCCAAGGUUCUCCAGUUUGAGAAUCAGUGAUUGUGGUUUAAAAAAAAAAGUUUUAAAACUUCAAAAUACUAAUUCAAGAUAGCCUCUUGAAUAUAGUACCUAACAGCACUUUAGUUUGACAAGCCAUUUCUCCUGUUUUAUCGCAAAUCUAUGUUGGAUGUUUAAGUGUGGUUUGAAAUAUUUCAGUACCAUGCUGGACAAGAUUGGUUAAUAGCUGCUCAAAGUGCUGACUUGAAGACCAAAAUCAUGAGUGCCGAUAUCUUGAGGACAUCAGGCACUGAGUCCUGUGCUAUCAGUAGCAGUCAUUCUUGCUUUUAUAGAGUGCCUAUUUUUAAAAAUUUAAAUUUGAAUUUAAAAAAGGCCCUGUAUAUGUGACCAGGCCCUAUAGCCACAUAUACAUGAAUCUCAAAGAAGAAAAUAGAAAAGCAAUAAAAGUAGACAUUUUUUGGAUGCGGCACUCAAAGAAGUAAGUAUACACUGCCUAGCUGCUGUGCGUUUGUAUCUGCCAGGAAGGGUGGCAGAUUUGAAGAGGAAAGGAUAUAGACAAGAUUUUUUCUUUAGUCCCAACCACUGGUUUUACAGAUGUGAAUUAGUGAAAUAUGAUGGGGCAAAAAGAAUUAAUCAUAGCUUUAAACUGUCUUGUUCAGCACAGUAUUGUACGUGUUACCAAUCAUAACUUCUAAAUUUUCAUUUACUUUAUUGUGUUUUUGACUGUUUCUGAACUCAGUAACUGUAUAUAAAAGUUGUCUCUUUUUAAAAAGAUCAUAUUUUUAAAUAAAGCAUUUUUUGUAGAAAAUG
Messenger RNA from Choloepus didactylus (southern two-toed sloth), 3581 nucleotides. RefSeq names its product cell division cycle 40 (gene CDC40). Gene Ontology annotation, molecular function: mRNA binding; protein binding. Gene Ontology annotation, cellular component: catalytic step 2 spliceosome. Lineage: Eukaryota; Metazoa; Chordata; Mammalia; Pilosa; Megalonychidae. Gene Ontology annotation, biological process: mRNA splicing, via spliceosome. The record is from RefSeq and is a predicted model, not a curated record.